Molecule: messenger RNA, 2565 nt
Organism: Stegostoma tigrinum
Lineage: Eukaryota; Metazoa; Chordata; Chondrichthyes; Orectolobiformes; Stegostomatidae
Product: glycylpeptide N-tetradecanoyltransferase 1-like
Exons: 12
Coding region: 65-1516 (483 amino acids)
Biological process (GO): N-terminal peptidyl-glycine N-myristoylation
Cellular component (GO): cytoplasm
Molecular function (GO): glycylpeptide N-tetradecanoyltransferase activity
Source: RefSeq, a predicted model, not a curated record
GGGAACGGACCAAUCGGCAGCAGCGUUGUUGCGCGAGUUGCCUAAUCGUGGUCGAUCCUGAAUCAUGGCAGACGAUCAUGAGACAGCAACAAAAGACAUGGAGGAGGAGGAUGGCUGCGGUAGUGACUGUGAGAAUGAAGAGGAGCAUGUACACAGUAAAGGCAAAAGCCCAGGGGAUGAACUGGGAGCAAAGAAGAAGAAAAAGAAACCAAAGCGGAAGAAGGAGAAGGGUGGAGGAAAGCUAGACUCAGACGAUCCAUCUAAGGUUAAUUCUUUGCCUGCAGAGAAAUUGCAGGAGAUCCAAAAGGCCAUUGAGCUAUUUUCUGUUGCCCAGGGUCCAGCAAAGAGCAUGGAGGAGGCCACCAAACGGAGUUACCAGUUCUGGGACACCCAGCCAGUGCCAAAACUUGGUGAAGUAGUGACAGUCCAUGGCCCAAUUGAGCCAGACAAAGAUAAUAUUCGACAAGAGCCCUAUAGCCUACCGCAGGGAUUUCUAUGGGAUGCCCUAGACCUUGGGAAUGCUGAAGUGUUAAAGGAACUGUAUACCCUGCUGAAUGAGAAUUACGUGGAAGAUGAUGACAACAUGUUUAGAUUUGAUUACUCACCAGAAUUUCUACUGUGGGCACUGCGUCCCCCUGGCUGGCUGCUUCAGUGGCACUGUGGUGUACGGGUCGUCUCCAACAAGAAAUUAGUGGGUUUCAUCAGCGCCAUUCCAGCUAAUAUUCAGAUUUAUGACCAUCUGAAGAAGAUGGUGGAGAUUAAUUUUCUGUGUGUGCAUAAGAAGCUGCGCUCCAAACGUGUGGCUCCAGUCCUGAUCCGCGAGAUCACCAGGAGAGUCAACCUCGAAGGCAGCUACCAGGCUGUGUAUACAGCAGGUGUAGUACUGCCAAAACCUGUAGGCACUUGUAGGUACUGGCACAGGUCACUGAACCCACGCAAACUAGUAGAGGUGAAGUUCUCCCAUCUGAGCAGAAACAUGACUAUGCAACGAACAAUGAAAUUAUAUAGACUGCCAGAGACCACAAAAACGCCUGGCCUGCGACCAAUGGAGCGUCGGGAUGUGGAACAGGUGUGCAGGUUGCUAAGGGAAUACCUGACGCAGUUCUAUCUGACCCCAGCAAUGAACGAAGAGGAGGUUGCUCAUUGGUUCCUACCUCGGGAAAAUAUUAUAGAGACUUAUGUUGUUGAGAGCCCUGAUGGAGAAUUGACCGACUUCUUCAGUUUUUACACUCUUCCUUCCACCAUCAUGCACCAUCCUGUUCACAAGAGCCUAAAGGCUGCUUACUCUUUUUAUAAUGUCCACACCAAGACUCCUCUCGUUGACCUCAUGAAUGAUGCCCUCAUCCUUGCAAAGUUGAAAGGAUUUGAUGUUUUCAAUGCACUGGACCUUAUGGAAAACAAAACUUUUUUAGAAAAGCUGAAAUUUGGAAUUGGAGAUGGCAACCUGCAGUAUUAUCUAUACAAUUGGAAGUGCCCCAGCAUGGCAGCUGAGAAGGUUGGGCUUGUGUUGCAGUAAAUUUGCCAUCACCGGAGCUGGAAAAAGCCACCAAUCAGCCAUAUCGGGGAAAGUCUGCUGACCCCUGGCCUGACACCGCUGAAUUCAGAAGAUUGCAAGAAAUGGGAGGGAAUGGAGCUCGUGGAUUUCAAAGCGAGAGUUUACAGAUUAUACCAUCCCAUAGACAUUUACUAUCCUGCCCAACCCUGUCAAAUCAAGAUUAUAUGCAUAAAACAUGAUUUUAAUAAAUGGAUUAGAACCUGUCUGAUUGGAAAACGCAAUGUUACGAGUAUGCAAAGAUUGAAGGCUUCUUUAUAUCUCUGUUUGAGAUAUAUUUGACCAUGGGUUCUCUCAUUCAAAAACAUUGCAUCAACUACAUUUAUUAAAACUCUAAGACUCCAAUUGCUUUACAUUUUAACUUGAGUACAGUUCUUUUCAGUGGAUGAUUUCCUAAUUGCGGAGCACGUGGGCGGUCUCUCUUGUAAACCGACUUUAAACAGCCUUGAGCAGUAUUUCUAAUCCAGUGUGUUGUCUUUGCUGGAUGUUUGUAAGUUCUAGAAUUGCUGGAAUUUUCUCUGUACUUUGGGGAGUUUCUAAAGAGGAUGCUGCACAUUGCAACUGCAGAUUUCCAAGAAGUCCUGCCUACACUCCUUAAUUGGGUAUUUAGAGUUGUGUGUUAAGAGUAAUGUGCAGGAGUGAGGGUAACACAUAGUGUUAACAUCCAAAUUUUCUACCAGAAAUUGAAACACCGAACAUUUUAAUGUAAGUCAAUGUUAACAAUGGGAAACAAGAUAUUUUGCAAUAUCCAACAGUCAACAAUGCAAUGGACAGGGUGCACGUGUGUGUGCGUGCGCGCGCAUAUCUGUGUCGGUCCAGGACUAUGGUGCUCACAUUUUCUCUUCAGUAAUCCUUCCAUGCUGUGUCUGAUAUGGAUGGCAGCUAUCAUGUUGUUCUCCAAUCACAUGCUUGCUCUCUUUCUUUACUGUCUUUUUAUUCAUUCUUUUUUUUCUGGCAAUAACUAUAAAUUUCACAGAUUAAUGAGAAUUAAAUGUCAUUGCAUUGUGGUGAAA